CUCUCUGAACAAAAUCUGCUGUUGACUGUGCUCUCUGUGGAGCGUUGGUUUUAGCUGUUCUCUGACAAAGAGCUUGUUCUGAGCUGCACGUCUCGUCCUCGCUUUUCAGCCUCUGGCUUCAGCCGCUGAAUCCCAAAUAUUCUCCAGCUGGGAAUCAGACAAGGGCAGAAAUGAAGAGCCCAGAAGCCCGACACGAGGUUUCAGUUUCCCAGGGAUUUCGCGCGAUGUUUUACAUGAUGAAGCCCAGUGAAACUUCAUUCCAAACAUUAGAAGAGGUGCCUGAUUAUGUAAAAAAGGCAACUCCAUUUUUCAUUUCCUUGAUGCUGCUUGAACUUGUUGUCAGCUGGAUUCGCAAAGGGAAGCCACCGGGUCGUUUGGAUGAUGCUUUAACAUCAGUCUCAGCUGGUGUUCUGUCACGACUUCCAGGUCUAUUUUUCAGGAGUGUUGAACUGACCAGUUAUAGUUAUAUCUGGGAGAACUACAGACUGUUCAAUUUGCCUUGGGAUUCUCCUUGGACUUGGUAUUUAACAUUCUUAGGAGUUGACUUUGGCUACUACUGGUUCCAUCGUAUGGCCCAUGAAGUUAAUAUUAUGUGGGCCGGACACCAAACACAUCAUAGUUCUGAAGACUAUAACUUAUCCACAGCACUGAGACAGUCUGUCUUCCAGAAUUAUACUUCCUGGAUUUUCUACUCUCCCCUGGCCCUCUUCAUACCACCUUCAGUAUAUGCUGUUCAUCUUCAGUUCAAUCUUCUUUACCAAUUUUGGAUCCAUACAGAGGUCAUCAAUCACCUUGGUCCUUUGGAACUGAUUCUUAAUACUCCUAGCCAUCAUAGAGUUCAUCAUGGCAGAAAUCGUUAUUGCAUAGACAAAAAUUAUGCCGGUGUUCUUAUUAUUUGGGAUAGAAUUUUUGGGACAUUUGAAGCAGAAAAUGAAAAAGUUGUGUAUGGUUUAACACAUCCCAUUAAUACAUUCGAACCAAUCAAAGUGCAGUUUCACCACUUAUUUUACAUAUGGACUGCAUUCUGGGCCACACCUGGAUUCUUCAAUAAGUUUUCUGUCAUAUUUAAAGGACCAGGAUGGGGUCCAGGUAAACCAAGACUUGGUCUAAGUGAAGAAAUCCCAGAGGUCACCGGGAAAGAAGUUCCCUUCUCAUCACCCGCGUCUCAGCUGUUAAAGAUAUAUACAGUUGUACAGUUUGCUUUGAUGUUAGCAUUUUAUGAAGAAACCUUUGCAGAUGCAGCUGUGCUGUCACCAGUGACUCUACUUCUGAGGGUUUGGUUCAUUAUCCUGACCUUGACUUCCAUGGGAUUUCUUCUGGAUCAAAGACCCCAGGCAGCUAUUAUGGAAACUCUUCGUUGCUUGAUGUUCCUAAUGCUGUACAGAUUUGGUCACCUGAAGCCUCUUGUCCCUUCCUUAUCAUCUGCUUUUGAGAAUAGAGAAAACAGGUGAAGAUCUGUACGAGGACGGAUUGCAGAUACUAGACAACGGCUCUAAAAGGCAUCCUGCCGCUAGGAAAAGGCGCAGGGAUAUUUGGCAGACCGUCAGCGUCGUUUGCACCAGUACAUGACAGGGACUCAUUACCGGCUUGCCGUUGCCUGUAAGCUGGUUUCACUACCAUCAACUGCAAGGCCAGAAUGCCUGGUUCCAGAUGCUCUCGCCAAUUGACCGUAAAAUUGCCACGCAUUUCUGGCCAAGCCUGAGAUUUUUAAAAGCGCCACCCCCUCCCCUCAACACCCUAACCCCCAAUUCCCUCUGAAAAGCUGCUCAUUAUUCUUCCUUUGCCUCCUGAUCUAAGAAAAAAAAAAAAAAAAAAGAAAAAGAAAAAGAAAAAAAGAAAAAAGAAAAGAGAAAAAAAACCAUACUUCUGGAAUCAAUUAGAAAUGUCUGCCCUUGAUGAGGUUUGCACGUGAGUUUGGAGUUGUGAGACUGUGAUAGUGGCAGCCAACAGCUGCAGUUUCAGGUGGUAAAAUCUGAGAAGGAAUUUUCCAGGGUUUAUUUACCAUCAUAAAAUUUUUUUAAACAGGCAAGACGUGUCGGGAAACCGUCGUAUAUGCCUUUGAAAGUGAAGUUAAAUUUGGAUUAUAUAUUUAUUUUAUCCACAUUGAGCAAACUGAAGAUCUAUGAUGGGAGGAUCUUUCGAUUCCCUUCAUAGAUUGUGUCAAAUGGUUAUAAAUACUGGAAAUAAAGGUCGUCUUGCUAUAGGUGAAUGGUAAAAGAGCAUUUGUUAUUACUUCUGUCAUAUUAAUGCUUGACAAGAGUCAAGGUUAAUAGAAAUCAGAACCCAUCUUCUGAAGAUAAUGUGAAUUAACAAACUGUUUAUUGCACAUGUUAAUUUAAAUGCUAUUUGGGAUUUAUCAUGUCAAUAUUACCCAACUCAUGUUACUGUAUAACAAUAA
Saimiri boliviensis boliviensis (Bolivian squirrel monkey) is the source of this 2398-nucleotide messenger RNA. It is a transcript of the gene AGMO, whose product is annotated as alkylglycerol monooxygenase. Lineage: Eukaryota; Metazoa; Chordata; Mammalia; Primates; Cebidae. Gene Ontology annotation, cellular component: endoplasmic reticulum. Gene Ontology annotation, biological process: lipid biosynthetic process. Gene Ontology annotation, molecular function: glyceryl-ether monooxygenase activity; iron ion binding. The record is from RefSeq and is a predicted model, not a curated record.